GCCACUUGCUAUCUCUGAACUUUGACUCCAGUCGAAUAGGCCCCGCGGAGAAAGUGGAGCACGGAACAAAGGAAAAAUAGGCAGAGGAGUCAUUAUCCUGCAGCAGUCAGGCUCAGUGGAUUUAUAGCUGCAGUUUUCUUUUUCUUUUUAAUUUCUACCCUCCUCCACCGAGACGUGAUGGCUGCAUUUUCUAGCAGUGUGUGUGCCACUGUAACUCUCCUGAUGUGUGUCCUCGGGAGCCAUGCGCUGGACCUGCUGAGAGCAGCUGCAACAUCUGGGAAGCCCUCGGUUCCCGCGGUCCACUGCCGCUGUGCUGUUUAUCCUAACGUGACCCUCUGCACCUGGCCUCAGCCUCCCCAGCCGUCUCCCACACACUAUGUGGCCAGCUACAGUGAGAGAGACGUACGAGGAAGCACCGUGCAGCUCCAAGUUAUCCCACCUGGAGCUUCACCCUCCGCUCUCACCUCAGCACCGGUGUCUUCCUCUGAGCAGCUCUGGCACUGCCAGCUGCCCAACCUCAAACUUCUCACCAACUACAUUAUCAACAUCACUGCGGUUCAUCCCUCAGGCAGCAGCUCCUAUCUGUCAAGCUCCAUGUUGGAGGAUAUCGUGAAACCAGACCCUCCCGUAGACGUCCGGAUUUCCCCUCGAAACAUCCGAAACCUGCUGGUGGAGUGGACUCCUCCCCCGACGUGGGCCGACCUGGACAUCUUUCCUCUGAAAUACCACAUUCUCUACCAGUGGGAAAGCAGGGGCAUCCCGAAGUUUGUCAACCUGGGUCCGGUGGAAAACACUAAGAUCGAGCUGAAGGGCCUGACCCCGGGCAGACCCUACCUGUUCCAGGUGUGUGCCACGGAGCUGCUGGGUCUGGGUCAGUGCAGCGACUGGAGCUCACCGGUGAACAUAACAAUACCCAAAACCAAUCUCUAGACUCCGUCUCAGAUCCUCGUGCAUUUUACCACAUCUUUGGAAGCUAUCAAAAAUGGCAUUUUGUUGUUUUAAGUGCUCAAACAGUGCAAGCAAAAUGUAUCAAUAUUUAUUUAUUUAUUCACAGAGAAAUAAGUAAUAUACCAUGUAUAUUGUGCAAUCGCAAGUUCAAAUCAAGAUUUUCUUUUUUUGUCUUUGUUUAUUUUUGUAAUACUGCUGGUUUGACGAGUCAUUUAUAUUCAAAGAGCAAAUA
This is a messenger RNA of Salarias fasciatus (jewelled blenny), 1180 nucleotides long. It is a transcript of the gene ebi3, whose product is annotated as Epstein-Barr virus induced 3. Gene Ontology annotation, molecular function: protein binding; cytokine receptor activity. The record is from RefSeq and is a predicted model, not a curated record. Bases 178 to 930 code for a protein of 250 amino acids. Lineage: Eukaryota; Metazoa; Chordata; Actinopteri; Blenniiformes; Blenniidae. The transcript has 6 exons. Gene Ontology annotation, cellular component: membrane.